This is a messenger RNA of Plasmodium vinckei vinckei, 5979 nucleotides long. Its product is annotated as conserved Plasmodium protein, unknown function. The record is from RefSeq and is a predicted model, not a curated record. Lineage: Eukaryota; Apicomplexa; Aconoidasida; Haemosporida; Plasmodiidae. The transcript has 2 exons. Bases 1 to 5979 code for a protein of 1992 amino acids.
AUGUCCACGCAGAAAUGCUUUACACUGGAUCCUUCGGAAAAUAAAAAUUUAGAAGAGCUGCUGAAUAAGCUAUCUCAAUCUAAAAAGCUCAUCCAAAAAAUAAAAAAAAAUGGCCUUCUUCAAAAAGAUGGUACCGAAUCUGUUUCCAAAGAUGACAAAUGUAAAACAAAAAAUGGUCCGAUUAAAACAAUUUGUAAUAAUUGUUUAAAUAACGAAAAUCAUAGAGAAGGUAAAAAUGAAGAAAAUGUGGGCCCUGAUAGAGAACACUCUGAUUUUAUAAGUAAAAAUAACACAUUCAAACUCAGAAAUGAUAGUAUAAACCCUUUGAAGAAAUAUGUUAAUAAAGAUACUUUUAUCUCUUCUAAACAUAACUUAGGCCUUUUGAAUUCCAACGAAAAUUGUCUCUUUCAAAGAAUUCUUAAAACAGUUGAGAAAGAAAAUAUAAAAAAUAAGAAUGAAAAAUUUAAAAAACGACAUAAUAAAUUCCAAAAAGUAUCAAACAAGCUGGAAAAUAUAAAUGACAAGGUGAAUACCGAAAAUACUAAAAAUCAUAAUGAAAAGCAGUUAGUAGAAUCGUUUAUGAAAUCUAAAAUAAUUACACUUGAUAAAAAUCAUAUAAAUGGAAAAACUAAAAACAAAAAAAAAGGAAAAGGUUAUUUCAAUAAUAGUAAAAUACGAUAUUAUUCUGCAAAUAAUGUUGGAAAAUGUUUAGUAAAUAAGGAAACCGGAUAUAUUCAUAAAAGUUGUAUUGCAAAAAACGGAAAAAAUAAUAAAUGUUCGAAUCCAAGUAAAGGUAUUAACAAAAAUGUAUCAUUCCAAAAUAUCAAAGAAGAUAAUAUUAUUUGUAAAAAAAGAGGAAAAAAUAUAUCCAAGAAUGAUUUACAAAAUCAUAAUGACAGUGAUGAAAAUAGUAAAAUGUAUAUAAACGGAAAUAGACACAACAAAGGGAAAAAAAAAAUACGAAAUAAAAAUGAUAGGAAAUAUAAAACUAAAAAAUUAAAUAAUAUUGUUUUUGAUAGCAAGACCAAACAAAGUAAAAAUUAUGUUAACCGUAAAAUAAAGUUAUGUAAUAAGAAAUUGGAAAAAAACAACCAUCAAUCUUUUUAUACAUUUAGCAAAAAUUUUCAAUUGGUGGGAUUAAAAAAACGGAAAAAAAAAAACUUCGAAAUAUUGUCUAAGUCAAAAUAUGAAAGAAUGAAUGUCUUAUCGAAAUUUUCGAAAUUAUCAAAUGAAUCAUCUAAUGAAAAAGUAAAAAAUGAAACAAAUUGCAAAGAGAAAAUAAUAACUACUUAUCCGAAUAGUAGAGACGAUGAUACAGAAAAUCCCAUGAACAUAAAACUUCAUACUGGUAAAACAGGCUGUUCAAAUAUAAUGUUAAAAAAUAAAGAAAAACAUAUUAUCAAUGGAAUAGAGAACUACCCAAAUGAUAUAAAUAAAAGUGAUCAGGAAGAUGCGCCAAAAGAGAUGGAAACACAGAAUCAGAUGAAAAAGGUUAAAGAAAACCAUAAAGACAAUAUUAAAUGUGAGAAUUUCCAAAAAAAUAAUGCUAAAGAAAAGGGUAUAAAACAUACAAUCGUCAAUAAAUUUUUUGAUAAUGACAAAAGAAAAGAAAAAACGAUUAUUGACAUAUUAUCAUUUUAUGAUAAACGCAAAAAUAAAUUAAAACCUUUAUUAGUAGAGGAAAACAAUUAUUUAAAAUACUUGAAAGAUAAUAUUUUAGUAGGCACUAACAUAUGCAAUGAUAUAUCCCCUAACGGAAAUAGUAACAUAUCUAUUGAUACCUAUACUAAUGAAUUCAUUAGAAAGUUUACUAAUUCAUACAAUAAUAUUUGUGAAAAAUACGCAAAUGAAUGGAAAUGUGAAAAUUUUGUCAUAAAAGAUGAAUUUAAAAAAGAUAAAUCAGAGAUUAAUGAAUGUUUGUGCCAACUAAAUAAUUACAUACUUGAAAAGAUUAAACUAAAUAACGAAUGUGAAAAAUUAAUAAAUUCAUUUCUAAAUAAUGAUAAUAUUAAUGAUAAUACCAAAAAAGAAUUCAUAUUUAAUUGCAUAUAUAACGAUCAGAUUAAUUUUUUGGACAUAUAUAAUCAAACAGAAAGCAGGAUUAAGAAAAUUAAAAAAUAUCUAAAUGAAAUUGAAAGGGGAAAUAUAGACAAAAAACAAAAAUCGGCAUUUAACUAUAUCGAAGUAGUUCCUUCAAGGUCUAUUAAUAUAAACCCUAUAAAUAAUAAAAAUAUAUAUUCAUAUAUAAGAAGAAAAAAAUUAUAUAUUAAAAGGUCUAAUUUUUUUAAGAAUUGCCAUUUAGCAGAAUCAUUAUUUAAAUUAAAAAAAAAACGUGUCUACAUAAUAAAACUAUAUAUAUUGCUUUCACAAAAUAUAACAAAAAGAAUGAAUGAGAAAUGCAACAUUAAUUUGAAUAUAUUUUUAAAUGACAUUAAAAUAGACAGUCGUUAUUAUUGUUCAUUUACUUCAAAUAAUAGUAAUAAAAUUGGCUUAAAAAGACAUUGCCGAUCUAUUUCGAAUAAUAAUAGUAUAUUUUUUAUAAAAAAAAAUAAAUAUUAUUACUGCUACACCAUUUUGGAUAAUAUAAAUAAAAGUUAUCGGAAAUAUCCUUAUAUAAAUUCCAAUAAAAUAACUGAUAAAUUAAUUUGUAAAUAUUCUGAUAUAUUAGAUCAUGCUCAAAGCAGUAAUUCUACUUGUGUAACUGAUAAAGAUAUCAUAAUAAAAAAGGGUCAAAGCUUUAAUGAAAAAAAACAUGAAAACGACAAAAUAAAGGGGAAGCAUUUUCUUUGUGAUAUUACAAAUAGUGUUAAUCAAUUUAAUUUUACAAAAAACGAUCAUAAUGAUAGUAGUGCCUUUUAUUUAAAAAGUAUGGAGAAUAUAAAAAGCAAUGGAACAACCAAAUGCACAGAAAAAGAUUCAGAGAGCGAAAAAAGCGAAUGUUUUACUGAUGCUCAAGAUAUUAACAUAGAUAAAUUUUUUGAUAAGAGUAUAAAUAUAAUUACUUCUAAUAUUAGUUUUUCCAAAUCGAUAGGCAAAAAUAUUAAUCGCAUAAAUACAAAUGAUAACAAUAAUGAAAGACCAAGCCUUAUAAAUUCAUACGGUUUAAUAAAAUCGCUAAAUAUUAAAAAUAAUUUUAUUAUUGAAGAUAAUAAUAAUGAUAAAAAUUUGGGGAAUUGCUUGAGGGAAAAUUCUAAUAUGCAUAAUAAACUUGGCUUAUCACAAAAGAACAAAGACACAAAUUUCAUAUUAUCCAGUAGAAAUGAAUAUUUAAUAAAAUCAAUUAAUUUAGAUAGAAGUAAUAGGAAUACUACGUAUUUAGAAUUUUCUAAUAAUAAGAAGAACAAAUUUUCAAAUGAUCCAAAAAUUGAUUCAUCAGGAAUCAUAAAAAGUGAAUAUCUUAAUAUAAGUAAUAUGUUACAGGAUAGAGAAGAAAAAAAUAAAGACACAUUUCGUAUGAAUAUUUAUGAAUCAAAUAACAUGAAUAAAAAGGGAAAUGCUUCUAAACUAAAUAGUUCGUAUACAAAUAUUAUGAACAUUAUUUGCAAUAAUAAAACCAAACUAAGACAGGAAUAUAACAAAAACAAUAAAAAUGAAAUAGACGCAAUAAACAAAGAAAUAUUAGAUAAAAUCAAGAAAUUACGAAACAUUUCUACAAAAAAAAAAAAAAAAAAUCCUCAAAAAGUCACAUCGAAAGUGUCAUUGCGCAAACAUAAUGAAAAAGAUACCAGUCAAAAUGAUACAUUGGAUGAUCAGUUAAAUUAUGAAAACAAACUAAACAAUAUAUCAGGACUAUACCAACCUCAAAAAAAAAAUAAUGAUAAUAAUAUUCGCAAAAAAUACCUUAAGAACAGACUCUCCACUAAUUCCGACAUAUACAAUUCGAAAGCAAAAAAAAAAAGUGAAUAUUUUGAUAAUCAUUCUAGAGAAAUGCUCAGCAUUAUCGAUUCGGAUAACUAUGUAAAGGAUAACCAACAGAAUGAGAAAAAUACCUACAAAUAUUUAUAUCGCAAUAAUAUUAGAAGAAAACCACGCAAUGGGAGCACAAAGGAUGACAACGUAUCAUAUGAUACCAAAUAUGAAUUAGAAAAAUUAAAGUACAAUAUUAUUGAGUAUAAAAAUGGCAAUGAAACGGGUGGAUGUAGCAUAUAUAAUGAUAGUUCUCCAAAAGAUAUAUUGAAUAAGAGUAAGAUAUUUAAAAACACGAAAAAAAAGGAAUCAAAUAAAUUAGAGAAAUGUAGCGAAAGCAUAUUGGAAUAUUAUAAAAGUUAUAACCAAGAAAAUAUCGUCCCAUAUAAUGAAGAAAUAAAAAAUAGUUUAAAUGAGGAUGCAUCUUAUGAUGUUUGUAAGUACAACCAAGGGCAUCAAUUCGAUAUUAAUAGUAAUUAUAAUACGGAUGAGGAAUCUAAUGACAUCAAAUUAUGCUUAUCAACUAAAAAUAUGGUUACUGACGAAAUGGACAAAAUUAUUGAAAAGCUUAGAAAAUGGAAUAAAGAUCUAGAAAAUGAUAAUAAUUAUAUACAAUGCAUAUAUUGCAACAAAUAUUUAUUUAAAUUAAAAAAAUUUAAUUUAGAAAAAAGUAAUAAUGUUAACAAAAAUGAUUAUAUAUGCAUCAUUUGUAAGCAUAAAAUAAAAAUAUUAAAUAAAUACAACAAUAAUUCAAUAUUAGAAAAUGCUUUAGAUAUAAAAAGGGAACAUGCUGAUGAUCUAUUAACUGAAAAUAAGAAUAAUGGAAAUAAUAAAUUUGAAGGAAGUGUGUUAUAUUUAAACGACCCUAGGCUUGAAAAUAUGUCUUAUGAAAAUAACUUGAAAAAUAAUAAUUCAACUGAUUCUAAUUCUCAAAGUGAGAAUGUUCACACUGUCUUCGAUAACAUUGAUCAUUUGAAUGAUCUAAAAAAUGAAUACUUACAUUAUGAUACAUCGAAUUCUAAUAUUGAGUAUAAUAAUGAAAUUGGCGCAUUGGAAAUUAUUGGCAAUCAAUUAAAUCAUGAUAAAAUUAUAAAACCAUCUUUCCAUCUUAUCGCUUCUAAAAACAAUAAUGAUAAUAAAGACAGCGAAAGUGAUCAUGAAAGUAAAAAAUUUACACAACCUAAUAAUACCCCUCUUAAAAAUUCAUGCUUAAUUAAUAUUAAAAAAGAUGUGCAUAGUAGCGAAGUAUACUCUAAUAGAGAUAAUAAUAGUAGUGAAAAUUCAAUAGACGCAAAUAAAAACGUAUAUAAAUUUUUCAGUCAUGAAAAUAUUAAAUAUGAGAGUAAUAGCAAUUUUAGUUUCAGAAUAACGCAUAGCAAUUGUACAGAGUAUAUUAACCAAAGAAAACAUAACAAAUGGGUUCGAAAUUUGCAUCUAAAAAAUAAUAAUGCACAUCACAAUUAUAUAAAUACAUGUACAUCAAGUAAAUCUAAGAAAAUAGAAAAUAAUGGUAAAAUUGAGCACCACCAAAAUAAAGUUCAAAAAAAUCGAAAACAAUAUAAAAGAAUAAAAAAUAACAAACAAAGCAUACAAAGUGAUUAUUCUAAUGAUAUGGACGGAGACGAAAUUAUUGGUUACAUUAAUGAUUAUCGUGAUAAUUUUAUAAAAUCUUCAUAUCCCAAUUUUAAUUAUUUUCAUAAUAAUAACCAUGAAGAUGAUGAUCAAACAGAUGAUAUAUUCGCUGGAAAUAAUUACAAACAUUUUCAAAGCAAUGUAAGCAAUUUAAAUAUUAAAAAUACACUUUUAAAACAAAUAUUAUGUAAUAUUCCACACUCAAAUUAUAAAAAAAAUGCCAGUCUUUUAAGCAAAAAUAAUCAUUCUUCAAAUCCAUUGUUAGAAGAACAAAGAAUACAUUGGAAACAUUAUUCUAAUAAUUCAAAUAUAAAUAAAAAUAUAUAUAAUUUAAAUUACAAGUAUUUAUUUACAUCCUUUAGUGAAAAAAACUAUCCCACAUAUUCUGAUGAUGAUGAUAAUGAUUCGAUGUUCGAUAGGAUAAAUAGCAACUUUAUAUAA